CUGCCUCUGGAGCUCGAGGAGCACUCAGCAGGGCACUGGGUACCCAGCACUGAGCAGAUCAACUCCUGGAGCUGAGAAUGUCCUGCAAGCAUCUGGUCUUCCUGGCUUUGGCAGGGAUACUGCUGGCUCACCUCUGCAGCCAGUCAGAAGCAGCAAGCAACUUUGACUGCUGCCUCACAUACACAAAGAACGUGUAUCAUCAUGCGAGAAAUUUUGUGGGUUUCACAACACAGAUGGCCGACGAAGCUUGUGACAUUAAUGCUAUCAUCUUUCACCUGAAGUCGAAAAGAUCCGUGUGCGCUGACCCAAAGCAGACCUGGGUGAAAAGGAUUUUGCAUCUCCUCAGGUAUGGAUCCCUGAAGGACAAGCAGUCUUUCUCCAAAUGACGGGAAUAAGGGAGCAGAGCUUGGACCACGGACCCGUUGGCGUUCUUUAGACUAGUGACAUCGAAUUUUAGAAGGGGGAUUUGAGUUAGAUCAUGCAAGCACAGGAUACAUUUUGCAGUUAUAUGUCAACUCCAUCAUCAUUUUUGACAUUAUUUUAACUUAAUGACUGGCCUCACAAGCCUGUAUUAGAAUUCCCCGUGCAGCUGAUAGUCACUAGCUACUUGGUUCUCGUGGCAAAGAUGUUUCCUCGUUAUAUCAUUUAUAGACUUCCUGACACUUGGUUGGUUGCUAAACCCUGAAAAAUAGAUCUAGUUAAGAAGAGACCAGGGAUUCUGGUUUCCAUCAGUAAUGUAACAUUUUAUCAACAGAUGGUGUCUGAUACUUAGAGACCCUAGAUAAGUGUUCACGUCCCGUUUCUGUCAGUAACUAGCUUAGCUAUGCUGGGCAAGGCCAUCUUCUCUCAGAUUCAAAUUCCUCAUAAGA
Messenger RNA from Rattus rattus (black rat), 869 nucleotides. It is a transcript of the gene Ccl20, whose product is annotated as C-C motif chemokine ligand 20. Gene Ontology annotation, molecular function: chemokine activity; CCR chemokine receptor binding. NCBI's taxonomy places the organism in Eukaryota, Metazoa, Chordata, Mammalia, Rodentia, Muridae. Gene Ontology annotation, cellular component: extracellular region. Gene Ontology annotation, biological process: G protein-coupled receptor signaling pathway; lymphocyte chemotaxis; monocyte chemotaxis. The transcript has 3 exons. The record is from RefSeq and is a predicted model, not a curated record. The coding region runs from base 78 to 386 and encodes 102 amino acids.